Messenger RNA from Brassica oleracea var. oleracea, 1648 nucleotides. RefSeq names its product leucine-rich repeat extensin-like protein 7. The record is from RefSeq and is a predicted model, not a curated record. NCBI's taxonomy places the organism in Eukaryota, Viridiplantae, Streptophyta, Magnoliopsida, Brassicales, Brassicaceae. Gene Ontology annotation, molecular function: protein binding. Bases 117 to 1373 code for a protein of 418 amino acids. The transcript has a single exon.
CUGUAGCAUUCACUGCUAAUCUCUCUCUUUCACAGACUUAAAUCAACAACUAAAACAAAAGAAAAAAAUAACGAAAGAAGAGUGAAUUUAACAAAACUAAACACCAUUAUACUGUGAUGAGGAUCUAUCAACCGACCCUAUUAUCGUUCGCCGCGACCAUCAUCUUACUUUACAUAUCGCGCGUCGCAACCGCUUCUUAUAGUGGGUCCCGGCAACUUUACGUCCGAGACGACCCAAUAACGAUACCUCCAUACUUCAUCUUCGAAAACGUACGGCUCGAGAGAGCUUACGUGGCGUUACAAGCGUGGAAGCGGACCAUGAUCUCUGACCCGUGGAACCUAACGUUAAACUGGUUCGGACCCCGUGUGUGUGACUACAACGGAGUAGUAUGCUCUGAAUCCCUCGACGACCCUUCUAUCAACAAAACUGUCUCCGGCGUCGAUCUAAACCAUGGAGAUAUCGCCGGUCAUCUCCCCGAAGAGCUUGGCCUCCUCACAGACAUUGCUCUGUUUCACGUCAACUCGAACCGGUUCUGUGGGACACUCCCACUCGGGUUUUCUCAGCUGAGUCUCUUGUUUGAACUUGAUCUCAGCAAUAACCGGUUCGCUGGUAAAUUCCCGGAAUUGGUUAUCGGUUUACCGAAAUUAAAAUACCUUGAUCUCCGGUACAACGAAUUCGAAGGGGGAUUACCAGAAUCUCUAUUCGAAAAGGACCUAGACGCUUUGUUUCUGAAUAGUAACCGGUUCACUAGUAAAAUCCCGGUUAACAUGGGGAGUUCCCCGGUAUCGGUUCUAGUUUUGGCGUCGAACCGGUUUGACGGAUGUAUACCGACGAGUUUCAGCAAGAUGGGUAAGACUCUGAACGAGAUCAUCUUGAUGGAUAACGGUUUACAGUCCUGUCUACCCAAUGACAUGGGGCUGCUCAAAAACGUCACAGUUUUGGAUAUUAGUUACAACUCCCUGGUCGGAGAGUUGCCGGAGUCAAUGGGCCAGAUGGAGAGUCUAGAGGUGUUAAACGUAGAGCGUAACAUGUUCUCCGGUGUAAUACCGGAGGAGAUCUGUUUGCUUAAGAAUCUUAGAGAGUUUAUAUACGGGUCUAACUACUUCACUGGAGAACCACCAACGUGUCGUUAUCUAGAGACUUAUAAUAGCACGAUGAACUGUCUCAAGGAUGUGAAAGUGCAGAGGUCGACGAUGGAGUGUAAGGUGUUUUUGUCGAAGCCCGUGGAUUGUGACUCCUACAAGUGUAGUCCUGUCACUUCUUCCUGUGUUUGUCCAGGCCAUCUUUCUCCUCCUCCACCUCAGAUAUCACCGUUUUCUCCACCAUCGGCGCCGUCUCUUCCACCAGCGCCGCAGCCGUCUCCGAGUGCUUAACAGGGCGGCUCCUCCUCGCAGCCACCGGUGAACUGAUCGAUCUAUUGUAGAGACUAGAAAAGGGCAUGUGUUGAAACGAGAUUGUUUAGAGCCAGAGGGAAUUUGUUUGAGACAGCAAGCUGCAAAUCUAUAGGACAAAGUGUAGGACUUGUCUCCUUUAAUAGAUUUUGCAUGUGUGUGUUUAUUUUUAACUUUACAUAAUUUUAUUAUUAUAUAUGAUUCUUGUUUGUUAAGCCCUUUUCAGGUUCAUUAAUAAGAACGAACGGUGGCAACCA